UCAGCCUCCCAAAGUAUGGGGUUGCAGGCAUUAGCCACUGUGCCAGGCCAAAUCCAAUUAGUUUUGAGCUCCUUUGACGGAGUAGCUUUUGAGGUCAGUGUUUGAGGUUUGCUCUGACUGCAGGCAGGCUCUUCCUCUUUCCCCACUUCUCUGUAGUAGUCUAGCACAUGAAGCCUCUCAUGUCAGUCUCCUGAGGGUGCAGCCUUGGGUGUGUCGCUGACCUGUGGUUAGUUGGUUGCCCUAAUGCAGGUACCAGUCUCUUAACGGCUCAUGACUAAAACCUCCACUGAUUUUGACAGAACUUGAACUCCCCAACACUGUUUCAAAUCAAGCCAAUUUUCAGGGGGAUGGUGGGUGGGGAGAGCUCUGUUUAUGACCUGUGUCUACCCCUAGGCUAAAUCUCUGAGUCAUGUUGUAGAACUGGGGGCAGUAUAGUGCACCUGUGUGCUGCUGCUGCUGCUUUAGGAGCAGGUAGCUGGGUCCGGUAGAGCCUCUGGCCUUCGCUGUUUCCCUUUUCCAGUGUGAAACUUCCUUCCUACAAAUGAGCUGGGACUCCUUGUUCCCCGCCUGCUGGGCCUGAGGUACAGCCUCUACUGCAUGGGAGCAGGUGGAAGAAGGGAGCCUCCGGCCUGUCUGUCACACUCAGCUGGAGUUUAGCUUCUGCCACGUGGAGUUAGGAGGGUUGAGAAGUGCUGAGAACCUGGCUCUCUUGGCUCUUGACUGGAAGCUGGGGGAGAGGGAGCCCUUGUUGGCCACACCUACCCCCAGUGCUAGGCUAAGGGAGUGGGGUGCUGGGGGUGGGAGAGCAGGAGUGUCAUGGCUCAGUUGCCAACAGGCUUGCUGUUAUUCCGAAGCUUUGGCAGGUUUUGUGGUGUAAACCUUUGUUUGCUAUGUGCCCUGGGCACCAUGCCCAGAGGCUUUCAGUGCCUGGGUUUGAAUAAUUGUCACCAGUUGUGCCUGUUUCACUGAGGGGGGGCGGUCCACGGGCUUUGCCCACUGCCAUUCUGGAACUGGACACCACUAAAUAUGUUUUGGCACAACAGCUAUGAAAAGAAAGAAACUUGAGGGAUUCUAUUUUGUUUUUUUUUACUUUGGAAUUGGAGAUAAGGGAUAGUGGCCCCUGUGGUCUCGGAAGAAGCUGUGUAGUUCAGGGUCAGCGACCUGGCUGUGAUGAGGACAGGGGGCAGGUGGAGCCUCUCUGACUCCAGAACCAUCUUGGUCUUAACCUCUCUACCUGACUGCAAGACCCUCAAGAACACAGGCCCCAUGGGUUUCUUAUGUUUCUAUCAUCUCUAAAAUAUAACAGCCUGGUGGGCAGGGCCUCCUGCGCUGGCCAUGCCCGUGCCCACGGAGGGCACCCCGCUGCCCCUGAGUGGCACUCCUGUCCCAGUCCCAGCUUACUUCCGCCACGCAGAACCUGGCUUCUCCCUCAAGAGGCCCAGGGGGCUCAGCCGGAGCCUCCCACCUCCGCCCCCUGCCAAGGGCAGCAUCCCCAUCAGCCGCCUCUUCCCUCCUCGGACCCCACGCUGGCACCAGCUGCGUCCCCGGCGGGUGUCAUUCCGGGGCAAAGCCUCAGAGACCCUGCAGAGUCCUGGAUAUGACCCAAGCCGGCCAGAGUCCUUCUUCCAGCAGAACUUCCAGAGGCUCAGCCGCCUGGGCCAUGGCUCCUACGGAGAGGUCUUCAAGGUGCGCUCCAAGGAGGAUGGCCAGCUCUAUGCAGUAAAGCGUUCCAUGUCGCCAUUCCGGGGUCCCAAGGACCGGGCCCGCAAGCUGGCCGAGGUGGGCGGCCACGAGAAGGUGGGGCAGCACCCGCGCUGCGUGCGACUGGAGCAGGCCUGGGAGGAGGGAGGCAUCCUGUACCUGCAGACGGAGCUCUGUGGGCCCAGCCUGCAGCAGCACUGUGAGGCCUGGGGUGCCAGCCUGCCUGAGGCCCAGGUCUGGGGCUACCUGCGGGACACGCUGCUUGCCCUGGCCCACCUGCAUGGCCAGGGCCUGGUACACCUUGAUGUGAAGCCUGCUAACAUUUUCCUGGGGCCUCGGGGCCGCUGCAAGCUGGGUGACUUCGGACUGCUGGUGGAGCUGGGUACAGCAGGAGCUGGCGAGGUUCAGGAGGGAGAUCCCCGCUACAUGGCCCCCGAGCUGCUGCAGGGCUCCUAUGGGACAGCAGCGGACGUGUUCAGUCUGGGCCUCAGCAUCUUGGAAGUAGCAUGCAACAUGGAGCUGCCCCACGGUGGAGAGGGCUGGCAGCAGCUGCGCCAGGGCUACCUGCCCCCCGAGUUCACUGCCGGUCUGUCUUCCGAGCUGCGUUCUGUCCUUGUCAUGAUGCUGGAGCCGGACCCCAAGCUGCGGGCCACGGCCGAGGCCCUGCUGGCACUGCCUGUGUUGAGGCAGCCGAGGGCCUGGGGUGCGUUGUGGUAUAUGGCAGCGGAGGCCCUGAGCCGAGGAUGGGCCCUGUGGCAGGCCCUGCUUGCCCUGCUGUGUUGGCUCUGGCAUGGGCUGGCUCACCCUACUAGCUGGCUGCAGCCCCCAGGCCCACCGGCCACCCCACCUGGCUCACCACCCUGUAGCCUGCUCCUGGACAGCAGCCUCUCCAGCAACUGGGACGACGACAGCCUAGGGCCCUCACUGUCCCCUGAGGCUGUCCUGGCCCGGGCCUCCACCCCCAGGAGCAGGUGCACGCCCAGGGAUGCCCUGGACCUAAGUGACAUCGACUCAGAGCCUCCUCGAGGCUCCUUCCCCUCCUUUGAGCCUCGGAACCUCCUCAGCCUGUUUGAGGACACCCUAGACCCAACCUGAGCCCCAGACUCCGCCACUGCACUUGUAAUGUUUUACCCAGUGUCCCUCCCAUCGCUCUUGAAAGCUGGGGCCCCUUGGGAACUCCCAUGGUCUUUUCUGCCUGGCCAUGUCUAAUAAAAGGUAUUUGAACCUUGGGAGCACCCAAGCUUGCUCGUGUGGCAA
Sapajus apella (tufted capuchin) is the source of this 2958-nucleotide messenger RNA. It is a transcript of the gene PKMYT1, whose product is annotated as protein kinase, membrane associated tyrosine/threonine 1. Gene Ontology annotation, biological process: protein phosphorylation. Bases 1336 to 2796 code for a protein of 486 amino acids. The transcript has 8 exons. The record is from RefSeq and is a predicted model, not a curated record. Gene Ontology annotation, molecular function: protein kinase activity; ATP binding. Lineage: Eukaryota; Metazoa; Chordata; Mammalia; Primates; Cebidae.